Eptesicus fuscus (big brown bat) is the source of this 1269-nucleotide messenger RNA. RefSeq names its product dynein light chain roadblock-type 1 (gene DYNLRB1). Gene Ontology annotation, cellular component: centrosome; cytoplasmic dynein complex; cytoplasm. The record is from RefSeq and is a predicted model, not a curated record. Lineage: Eukaryota; Metazoa; Chordata; Mammalia; Chiroptera; Vespertilionidae. The coding region runs from base 568 to 933 and encodes 121 amino acids. The transcript is spliced from 5 exons. Gene Ontology annotation, biological process: microtubule-based movement. Gene Ontology annotation, molecular function: dynein intermediate chain binding.
UCCACUCCCAACGCCGGUUUUCCAGCAUCUUCGGCGCAUUCGGGCUCCGCGCCUCACUUUGCCUCAAUAUGGACGCAGAGAGGGUGGGGAGCGUCUCAGCAACUUCCUUCCUCGCCUUCAUAAUCACCCACCACCCUCCACUCGGGGCUUUCAGAGCCAGCUCAGACCUCGGGUGAGAGAUGAAAGCCUCUUCAGCAUCUUUAGGGCACAACGGGAGUUGGGAAUUUUCCGUGCUGAAGCGCUCCUUCGCUUUUCACGUUCGGAUGGCGCAGGGCGAAUUCCCACGAGCCCUGGGAAAUCAAAGAUCUGCCGGCCCCCUCACGCUGGUUCCUGAUUGGUCCCUAAAGCUGUCUGUUUUGACUUGGUGCUCUGCGCAGGCGCGGAAACGCACCGGGACCUGGGCAGUGCUGACGACGCGGAGCUACCCGAUCGUUCCGAGAUGAAAUCUGAAGCCUGGAGAAGCCUAAUGCCUUCUCUCAGGAAAUGGCGGAGUUGGAUUUGAACCCUUGAAACUUGACUCCUGCCUUUCUGUCUGUGUGGUUCUUUCGCGUCGCUGGGACUUGGUGCAUGAAUCAGAAAUGGGCGGGACCACACUUGGGGAUCCCUGCCUUGCUGGCUGGAACUGGGCUCCUUGCGCCUUUACAGGCAGAGGUGGAGGAGACACUGAAGCGACUUCAGAGCCAGAAGGGAGUGCAGGGAAUCAUCGUGGUGAACACAGAAGGCAUUCCUAUUAAGAGCACCAUGGACAACCCCACCACCACACAGUACGCCAACCUCAUGCACAGCUUCAUCUUGAAGGCCCGGAGCACCGUGCGUGAAAUUGACCCCCAGAAUGACCUCACUUUCCUUCGGAUUCGCUCUAAGAAAAAUGAAAUUAUGGUUGCACCAGAUAAAGACUACUUCCUGAUUGUGAUUCAGAAUCCAACUGAAUAAGCCACUCUCUCUUGGCUCCACGCAUCAUUCCUUAAUUUAAUGCCCCCCAAGAAUAAGAGUGUUAAUCAUGUCAACCAGCUGGCGGGUGGAAAUCACCUGAGAGCCCAUGCAGACCACUCCAGUGACCAGUGUGGGCUGCAGCCCCACCCCGCCCGCCACAGGCACCCCUCUGCUGGCCAGUCACCCUGAGUCCCCCAGGAGGGCCUCUUUCCUCAAGUCCGGGUUUCGGAGCAAGAGCUUGGGAGAGGCCCACACCCUGCUUCCUCCUGACGUCCAGUUCACUUUGUUGCCCUUGGAAAAGGCUGCUUUUCUUUAACUAAAAAUAACUGAAACGUG